AUGGCUGAAUUGCAGGGUCGCAAGGUCUUUAAGGUCUUCAACCAGGACUUCAUCGUUAAUGAACAGUACAAUGUCACCAAGGAGCUAGGACAGGGUGCGUACGGCAUUGUUUGCGCCGCUACCAACGUCCAGACUGGCGAGGGUGUCGCUGUGAAGAAGGUCACCAAUGUGUUUAGUAAGAAGAUCUUAGCCAAGCGUGCUCUGCGUGAAAUCAAGCUGCUUCAGCAUUUUCGUGGCCACCGCAAUAUCACUUGUCUGUAUGAUAUGGACAUUCCCCGACCGGACAACUUCAACGAAACAUAUCUAUAUGAGGAGUUGAUGGAGUGUGACUUGGCCGCUAUUAUUCGAUCCGGACAACCUUUAACCGACGCGCAUUUCCAAUCCUUCAUCUACCAGAUCCUUUGUGGUCUGAAGUAUAUCCACUCCGCCAAUGUGCUGCACCGUGAUCUGAAGCCCGGUAACCUGCUGGUCAAUGCCGACUGUGAGCUGAAGAUUUGUGAUUUUGGUCUCGCCCGUGGCUUCUCGAUCGAUCCGGAGGAGAAUGCUGGUUAUAUGACCGAGUAUGUCGCAACACGAUGGUACCGUGCUCCAGAAAUCAUGUUGAGUUUCCAGAGCUACACCAAAGCUAUUGACGUCUGGUCCGUAGGCUGUAUUCUCGCCGAGCUGCUGGGCGGCCGUCCCUUCUUCAAGGGCCGCGACUAUGUCGAUCAGCUGAACCAGAUCCUGCACUAUUUGGGCACCCCGAACGAGGAGACCCUAUGCCGCAUCGGCUCGCAACGUGCACAGGAAUACGUGCGCAACCUGCCCUUCAUGCCCAAGAUUCCUUUCCAGCAACUAUUCCCCAAUGCGAACCCAGACGCGCUGGACCUUCUGGACCGCAUGCUCGCCUUCGACCCGUCAUCGCGUAUUUCGGUCGAACAGGCCCUGGAGCACUCCUACCUGCACAUCUGGCAUGACGCCUCCGACGAGCCCACCUGCCCCACCACCUUCGACUUCCAAUUCGAGGUCGUCGAUGAUGUCCAGCAGAUGCGCAAGAUGAUCCUGGACGAGGUUGUUCAGUUCCGCGCUACAGUCCGCCAGCAGUCACAGGCUCAUGCGGCCCAGCAGCAGCAAUUAGCCCAGCAGGUUCCCAUCCCUGAGAAUCAGCAAGGGGGCUGGAAGACCGAGGACCCCAAGCCGCAAGAAGCGGGCCUCGGUGCUGGUGCUGCGAAUGACCUGGAGUCUUCGUUGCAGCGGGGCAUGGAUGUGCACCAUUGA
Penicillium chermesinum is the source of this 1257-nucleotide messenger RNA. RefSeq names its product mitogen-activated serine/threonine-protein kinase SLT2 (gene mpkA). Gene Ontology annotation, cellular component: nucleus; cytoplasm. Lineage: Eukaryota; Fungi; Ascomycota; Eurotiomycetes; Eurotiales; Aspergillaceae. The transcript has 5 exons. Gene Ontology annotation, molecular function: ATP binding; MAP kinase activity. Bases 1 to 1257 code for a protein of 418 amino acids. The record is from RefSeq and is a predicted model, not a curated record. Gene Ontology annotation, biological process: intracellular signal transduction; protein phosphorylation.